This is a messenger RNA of Corticium candelabrum, 1360 nucleotides long. RefSeq names its product STAGA complex 65 subunit gamma-like. The coding region runs from base 32 to 1129 and encodes 365 amino acids. The transcript is spliced from 10 exons. Gene Ontology annotation, cellular component: SAGA complex. Lineage: Eukaryota; Metazoa; Porifera; Homoscleromorpha; Homosclerophorida; Plakinidae. Gene Ontology annotation, molecular function: transcription coactivator activity; protein heterodimerization activity. The record is from RefSeq and is a predicted model, not a curated record.
ACGAGAGGCAGGUUGAUAUCAAUGUAAUGUAAUGUGGGGUGAGUGUGUGGCGGAUAGACCGACGGUGAAGGUGAGAGUCAACGUGCCGGAGCCGAGACCCGCGGAAUUCUCUGUUCCCAAGUUAUGGAAACUUGCUGUCAAGUCACAACUUGAAUUAUUACAAGACUCGUCUACUCAAUUUCCUGUCAACAGUAAAGGUGGAAACAUUUACCUACACAACAUCGAUCAAGUAACCCACAUCAGACAAAUGAGACACAUCAUACUGCAAGCUCAGACACAAAUACAGUUUUUGGAAACAGAUUUUUCUUCAAAUGAGGAUUUUGAUUUUCCCAAGUGCCCGGCACCUCCUCAGCGAUUCCAUCCUGAACGAUUAGCACCGGUGAGAAGUUAUGGGGUGCCAGCAGUGUUCUCGUCCGCUCUGAAGUGUGAAAAGAAGACAAAGAGUAAAGAGCCCGUAGCAUUGCUCGAUCGUCACAGAGCUCACAGAAUAACUCGAAAGGCAGUGGAGCUGUCGUUAGCUCACAGCGGAUUUGACUUUGCUUCGGAUGCUGCUGUUGAAGUUCUGUCAGACGUUGUUGGUGAUCACAUGUCUAAACUGUGUCGCCUUCUUAGAGCAGCCAGAGAUGACGAAGGCUUGCAUGGAUCAUGUGGAUUUGCUGAUUGUGUGGAGAGAAUGCUCUAUGAAGUUGGGAUAUCUGGAGUGGCAGACUUGCAGAAGCAUUGGCUGAGUAAUACGUGGGAAUAUGGUGUGAGACUGCAGGAGACGUCAGACGGUCUGCACAGAGAAUACGAGAAACUAUUGGCAAGAUGGCAGGAACUGAAGUCUGGUUCAGGAACUGACCAACAAGAGAUGGCUAGUGAUGAUACUCAACCAGACGACUGGCAAGCAUGUAAUAUUGAUGGUGAAGAAGAGCAAACAGCUUCUGGAGUAGAAGACCUUGGAGAUCCAUUGGAGAGCAAUGACAUUGUGACUGCUGUUGAUGUGUCGGUCGCUAAUGAUUCGGGUCAAGUGGCAGAUGAGUUGGCGCAUGAUGUGGUGCCAGCUAACGUGUCUCAUCAAAAGACUAGAAAACGGUGCAAGUCACGUUCAGCUUCAGCAUCAUCUCCUCGCAAAAAAAGGAAAGGUUAGUUGGUGGCUACCCAAAAAAUUGGAGCUCAAGCUGUUAAUGUUUGACCAGCAAUACACAGUGAGAAUGUGCAUAAAAUCUAACUCUAAAGUAGCAGAUACUUGAAACAAUCCUGCAUGCAGUCAUUGUAUUUUAUGUAGUGAAAUAUUUACUUACAGCAUACAGAGAGAGAGAGGCAAGUGAGUAGGCAGCAGUCAGUUGUACAUCCAUGAAACGAGUGAGCUGCCACCAUU